GAUUCCUGCAGGUUCCAUUCCUCCUCGGAUCAUAGAACCGAACGCACCCCCACCUCCCUCCGGACAUGGGGACUUUCACGGUGGGCUCCCUGCUGGUUUCGGUCCUGGUGAUCGGAACCAGUGGAACCAGUAGAACCAUGUCUAUGAGUAGAACCAGUGGGACCAGUGGGAUCAAGUACGAACCCAACUGGAAGUCGAUCGACUCCCGGCCACUUCCGGAGUGGUACGACCAGGUGAAGUUCGGGAUCUUCAUCCACUGGGGGGUCUUCUCUGUGCCCAGCUUCGGCAGCGAGUGGUUCUGGUGGUACUUGCAGGGGAGGAAACUGCAGCCGUACGUUGACUUCAUGCAGAAGAAUUAUCCUCCGGGCUUCAAGUACCAAGACUUUGCUCCGCAGUUCACCGCCGAGUUCUUCGAUCCCAAAGAGUGGACGGAGAUCUUUGCUGCGUCGGGGGCAAAGUACAUCGUCCUGACAACCAAACACCACGAAGGCUUCACACUAUGGGGCUCAAAAACCUCCUGGAACUGGAACGCAGUGGAUGUUGGACCCAAACGAGACCUGGUGGCGGACAUGGCGAGCGCCCUCCGUGCUAACAGUGACCUUCGUCUCGGGCUGUACCACUCCCUGUUCGAGUGGUUUAAUCCCGUCUAUAAGCAGGACGCUGCCAAUGUAUUCAAAACAAACUACUUCCCGACCAGUAAAACUCUGCCUGAGCUUUAUGAGCUCAUCGUCAAGUACAAACCGGAGCUGCUGUGGUCCGAUGGGGACGGGGACGCACCGGACACCUACUGGAACAGCACUGGUUUCUUAGCCUGGCUCUACAAUGACAGUCCAGUGCGAGACACCGUGGUGACUAACGAUCGGUGGGGUUACGGCACCAUCUGCCACCACGGGGGGUACUACACCUGCAACGACCGCUACCAGCCGGGACACCUGGUCAGACACAAGUGGGAGAACUGCAUGUCCAUCGACUCAAAGUCCUGGGGCUACAGACGCAACGCUCCGCUCAGCGACUACCUCACCAUCCAGCAGCUCGUGGCGACGCUGGUAGAGACUGUGUCCUGCGGGGGGAACCUGCUGCUGAACGUCGGUCCCACACACGAGGGCAGAAUCUCUCCGAUCUUUGAGGAGCGCCUGAGGCAGAUGGGUCAGUGGCUGAAGGUGAACGGCGAGGCCAUCUACAACACGACAGCGUGGAGAGUCCAGCAGGACAACGGCACCGCAAACGUCUGGUACACAGCCAAACCGCAGGAAAAGGCCGUGUUCGCCAUGUUUCUGGAUUGGCCCAGUAAUGGAUCUGUGAUUCUACAUGAUCCUCUGGUGAAACAAGGACUGACUCAGGUGGUGCUGGUCGGCCACGGCUCCGUGCCGUGGGAACCAGUGCAGCCCAGUGGACUGAGGGCGCUGCUGCCCCCCCUGGCCUUCAUGCCGGGCCAGUGGGCCUGGACGCUGAGGCUGACCGGAGCCACUUAGAGGGAAACCAGAUCACUUGAAGAGGAGCGGGCAGAGCUGGAGGCCGGAGAGGGAACCAGCGUUUAAAUCACCGAACACAAACCUGUGACAUGAAAUCACAUUCGUCCAGAAAUUAUUUUUUUGUUUUUUUGCGUGUGCUGUCUUUUAUACAAACUGUGACAUGAAGGGACUAAACAAUCAUUUGACUGAAGCUCUAUAACUUUAAAACUUAUAGAAAUAGUUUUUAGAUAAAUAUUGUUGGGAUUUUAAAUUUUAGAUUCUCUGUGUGUGUGUGUGUGUGUGUGUGUGUGAAGAUGUUUAUGGAACUGAACUAUAGACAAAAGCAGGAGGGUGGGGGCAUGAAAUGGUGAGAAUAUAUUCAUCUGCAGUGAUAAUGUGACAGAUGUGUCCUUAUAUUAUGAAAGAUGAAAACAUUCUUUGUACGUUGUGAUUUUUGUUACACAUUUUCUGCUUUUCUAUCAUUUUUUUUACGAGAUUUUUCUGUGGCCUGAAGAAUGUGGUGAUUUGUUUGAUUUGCACUAUGGAGGAAUUUUUAAAUAAUCAAAUAAAGCUGUCGAGCGUCUUUUUCAUGAUCUAA
Messenger RNA from Limanda limanda (common dab), 2049 nucleotides. RefSeq names its product alpha-L-fucosidase 2 (gene fuca2). Bases 66 to 1472 code for a protein of 468 amino acids. Gene Ontology annotation, molecular function: alpha-L-fucosidase activity. Gene Ontology annotation, biological process: fucose metabolic process; glycoside catabolic process. The record is from RefSeq and is a predicted model, not a curated record. Lineage: Eukaryota; Metazoa; Chordata; Actinopteri; Pleuronectiformes; Pleuronectidae. Gene Ontology annotation, cellular component: lysosome. The transcript is spliced from 7 exons.